AUGGAUCGGGUGGUGCCUAGGGUUCACGUCAACAAGGGCAUGCGCAGGGGACACUUGCUGGCGAGCAACCCAUCCAUCGACACCCUUGUUGACCAGCGCCACCCCAUGAACGGCGACCAGGAACCCCCAGCUGGAGCUCCACCACAUCCCAAGCCUGUCGCGGCUCACACCCCUCCAUUUCCAAGCUUCAGCACCGCUGUCCAGGCGCAGGCUACCCUUGCUGCCAUCUCAAUCGCUCUGCACGGCAACUAA
Molecule: messenger RNA, 252 nt
Organism: Pyricularia grisea
Lineage: Eukaryota; Fungi; Ascomycota; Sordariomycetes; Magnaporthales; Pyriculariaceae
Exons: 2
Coding region: 1-252 (83 amino acids)
Source: RefSeq, a predicted model, not a curated record